This is a messenger RNA of Helianthus annuus (common sunflower), 684 nucleotides long. RefSeq lists its product as uncharacterized. Bases 1 to 684 code for a protein of 227 amino acids. The transcript is spliced from 3 exons. Lineage: Eukaryota; Viridiplantae; Streptophyta; Magnoliopsida; Asterales; Asteraceae. The record is from RefSeq and is a predicted model, not a curated record.
AUGGCGUGUAAACCGCCAAUCUACAACGGGGAGGUCGACCCGAUAAUAUGCCAAAGAUGGUUAAGCGAUGUUGAAGGAGUGUUUGAAAGGACCCAUUGUGACGUAAGUGACUUUGUUGCUUACGGAACAGGUCAGUUGAAAGGUCAAGCCAAAGAUUGGUGGGACAAUAAAAAGAAGGAAAUAGGAGCCGAAGCGGCAAGGGUCAUGACUUGGGAUGAGUUUUUAAGGAUCAAGGAAGAAUUCAUCCAGUUAAGACAAAAGGGUGAAACAAUCGAUAAGAUCACGGGCAUCUUUAUGGAUAAGUUGAGAUUCUGUGACGAGUUAGUCACCACUAAAGAACAGAAGAUAUAUUAUUAUUAUAACAUGUUGAGCGCUAAAUACCGGGAGUUCAUGACUCCAUCAAAGUACGAAACCCUCACGGAGAUCAUUAACACCGCCCGGGAGCGGGAGAUCGAGUUGAAGAAGCAGAUUGAGAGGGGCGAGCGAAGGGCACAGGAUGUGAAUCCAAGCCCUACAAAGAAAGCUCGAAUUGUUGAAUCGGGAAAGAAGGCGGAUGUAAAACGCGGGUCGCCGAGUUGCAAGCCCGGCCACAAAAAGUCUGAAUGCCCAGACUUAGUUGGAAAGAGAGACAUUAAAGAAUCUCCAACAGAAGCUCCAAAGGAGAAGGCUAUGUUGGAACCUUGA